AUGGAUUGCGACGAGACAAAGCCCGAGUGCUCGAACUGCGUCAACCAUUCUGUGCGCUGUAUCUACGAUUCACCCGCGCCUAAAACAAAAAAGCCGGUGACCCUGCCUGCACAAACUCACAAGACAGAAAACAAAGUACAGGUCCAGUUCGUGGAAUUCAAUUUCCUCCAUGUCCAACCAGCGCCCGCUCCCGUGCCCGCGACCCCCGCACCGGCAGACAACAAAACCCCCGCGUUGACCCUGUCACGUCCAACGGAGCCGGAUUUCUGCUUGGAGGAUUUCGAGCCCCAGCAUUUUUAUGUCUGCUCGACCGCCGCGAGCCUCACCGAAGAUCCCGGAAGCGCUGAAUUCUGGCAGACCCUGGUACCGCGCGCAAGCUUCUUAUCACCGUUAGUCCAUCACCUCAUGCUGGCGCUGGCGUGUCUGCACAUGACCCGGACUGCCCCCGUGCAAAAUCGCGAUGACAACGGCCGCUGCCUUGCCCGCUUUGAACACCACUAUGCAACCGGCCUCCGGCUCUUAACGCGUGGGCUACCGGACAUCUCGGUAGGAGGCGACGUCAUUUGGAUCGGGUCCAUCCUGUUAUGCUUCAUCGGCCUGGCGCGCGGACCCCAGGCAAAUGAGUUUUUGUUUUUCGAUCGCGGCGCCGACGCCGGCCCUAUCGAGUGGCUGGCGCUGCUGCACGGGGUCGAUACGGUUUCUACCCUGCUAAGCAAAGGGCGAGCCUCUCCGGAGGACCAGCAGCAGCAACCCACCAAACCGUCUCCCACGCUGGGUAGUGGGUGCCGCCCUCCGCCCCGGGCUAUCCCGCACACGAUCACCCAGCAAUUCCGGGAAAGCCUAUCCCAAAUCCGACAGUGGAUCGAGAAGCAGUCUGCAGCAGCGGACCCCCUGCUCCCGACCUACCGGAACGCCAUCGACCAUACCCUCCAGGCAUUUGCGUCUUUAUGUCCCACCAGCGACGGCAAUGCUGACCAAAACACCACCCCAGCUGCAGCUGCCAGUUCUGACAGAAAACCGUUCGGCUUCGUCCUGUUCACGUGGGUGACGCGCCUCGAGCAGCCGUUCUGGGAAGCUCUGCAGCGGAAACAGCCGGUGGCGUUGAUGCUUGUGGCGCACUUCGCGGCGCUGAUGCGGUGGAUGGAUGGGACGUGGGUCUCGGUUGGGUGGCCGGAGCAUAUUUUGCGCGGUGCGUGGAUGUUUUUGGAGGAGGAGGAGCGGGGGUUGGUGAGAUGGUUGAUUGACGAUGUCGGGGUGUUGGGGUUGUCUGGUUGA
Aspergillus aculeatus ATCC 16872 is the source of this 1275-nucleotide messenger RNA. Its product is annotated as Zn(II)2Cys6 transcription factor. The coding region runs from base 1 to 1275 and encodes 424 amino acids. Gene Ontology annotation, molecular function: DNA-binding transcription factor activity, RNA polymerase II-specific; zinc ion binding. The record is from RefSeq and is a predicted model, not a curated record. The transcript has 2 exons. Gene Ontology annotation, biological process: regulation of transcription by RNA polymerase II. NCBI's taxonomy places the organism in Eukaryota, Fungi, Ascomycota, Eurotiomycetes, Eurotiales, Aspergillaceae.